Kockovaella imperatae is the source of this 1177-nucleotide messenger RNA. RefSeq lists its product as hypothetical. Bases 190 to 1068 code for a protein of 292 amino acids. The record is from RefSeq and is a predicted model, not a curated record. The transcript is spliced from 6 exons. Lineage: Eukaryota; Fungi; Basidiomycota; Tremellomycetes; Tremellales; Cuniculitremaceae.
AAAAUGUCCGCAAGGUUCUGCAGGUUUUGUUGCCCGUCGGAAUUGCUGGUCCGACCUGCCUCGCUCAGAGGCUUAAAGGAUUGAGUACAGGUCAAUGUCAUUGUGAACCUCCCACCCUCUUGUCGAAUACUGCCUUUGUCUGUGUGUCGAGAGUCAAAUCUCGUGAGAAGGGCACCGGAAAGACGGACGAUGCGAUUGGGAUUCGUGGUCCUCAUCCACCUUGUGGCACUCUUCAGCCUCGCUCACGCAGCCGUCAUGGAUCAUGGUCGAAAAGGAUUCUUGCCGCCGAUGAACGAGCGAAGAGCGACACCAGUCAUCGAUGGUAUUGGAUGUUCGACAAACGCAGAAUGCAUGAGGAAGGGGCUCCCACUGUUGAAACCUUCCAAAAGGACAAAAGCGAAGAGAGCAGGCGCUUCAGCCACACCUCUACUGGCACCCAUCUUGGUCUAUCCAGCCGGAUCGUCAGGACCCAAUACAGGUUCUAGGAAGCGAGGCUACGGUAAACGGGGCAUCACCACUGCACCGGCCAAUAGUCUUGGAUACAUCAGCGCUCAGACACUCAACAUCGCUACGAAUGGUUGGUAUUCCAAUACUGUCACUACAUCGACGAGCGCUCUUAUGGUCAACGUGAAUCUGAAUACUGGGACUCAAAGCAUGUCAACCACUUCAAGUGCGAGUAUUCCUUACCUUUGCGCUGUCUUCUUUGGCAUCGGAACGACUCCUCAACUUGGGUACUCGUCCGCAAGUUACGCAUAUAUCUCAAAUUGCGCCAACGCCGGCAUACCUGGAUCAGUCGCUUCCAUCAACACAAAUGCGGUAGCCGCACUCGCCAAAGCGGAAACUGCCAUUUGGAAUGUCGAUUCCACGACUGGAAGACUCACAGUCUCCUGGACUAAUCCCGCUGGUAUCGGUCCUAGCACCGUGACACCUGAUUUCGUCUAUGAGGCCGGGGCUUUCCUAGCGUGUACAGGCAAUUCAACAUCGUUCAUUACCUCACAGCUGGCUGCAGUCACCAGUCUCAUCAAGCCAGUCAUUCAGGUGGUGGAGCUAUACGUUGAGCUCCCUUAGCAUUGGUUUGGUCUCCCGCGAAAAUCGAUACCUUGUUGUAUUACUACAUAGAGGACACAUAGACGUACGAGCUCUUAUAAUCUUGCGUGCAUCCUGAAUAUUGAAUGGA